Messenger RNA from Oreochromis niloticus (Nile tilapia), 2544 nucleotides. Its product is annotated as leucine-rich repeat-containing protein 17. The record is from RefSeq and is a predicted model, not a curated record. The transcript has 3 exons. Bases 562 to 1629 code for a protein of 355 amino acids. Gene Ontology annotation, cellular component: extracellular matrix. Lineage: Eukaryota; Metazoa; Chordata; Actinopteri; Cichliformes; Cichlidae. Gene Ontology annotation, molecular function: protein binding.
CUGAGGGGGGAAAAAAAACAAAACACUGGACUUGUGUCGCAGAUACGUUUGUGGUUUGUUUCCGUGAACUCAGACUGACCAUCAGCUGUCCUCAGUAAGGACAACGUUUUAAUCCGAUACGGUGACACUCGGGUUUCUCUUUCUGUCCCGGUUGGUAGCGUUGUAAUCUGUGCAAUUACAGGAAACUGACGCCAUGUCUCUUUCAAAUUAAUUAUUUAAAUGUUUUAAGCCUCUGGGUUACUCUAAAGCUGGUUGAUGACAUUUGCCUCCAUCCUGUGGGCAGCGAUGAACUUCUCAGUAAAUCAGUGUGAAUUUUUAAAUGAGUAGCACUAAUGGAGCUGCAGUUAUGUGGAAAAAAUGUUCUUUUUUCCUUUUUCUGGGUGGAAGUAAGGCUACAUUUCAGGAACGGUUCGAUGUUUGCUCAUGGAGAAUUUGUUGAAAUGACAGUGUUAUCGUGCCCUUGCAACAAAUUCUCUGGGUUUCUACAUGUAUUUCUCGGAGGGACUACAAGAGGGUAACCAUGCCUUUCAGCAGGAGUGAGGUCACUCAGAUCCCAGCAAGAUGCCUGGCUUUGGCUGCAAUAUGCUGGCCGCGAUGUUCCUGCUCCCUCUCCUCCUGAACGCUGUGCUGGGCUUUAAACUGUGCCCCAGCACCUGCUUGUGCUAUGAAUCUUCAGACCUGGUGGACUGCAGGUCUCGUGGGUUGACCCGGGUCCCAUCCAGCAUCUCCCACGGCACCUGGCUGCUGGAUCUAAGUGGGAACAAGGUGACAGAGGUGCACACCAGGUCUUUCAUAGGACUGUGGUCACUCAAGAUCCUCCUCAUGUCCAACAACAGCAUCCAUAUUCUGCAUCCACAGUCUCUGUCAUCCCUGCAGUUUCUGGAGAAGUUGGAUUUGAGUUUUAACCGGCUGCGGUGGCUCCCUCAGGACUUCUCUCAGGGCCUAUACUCCCUCCAGGAGCUCCGGCUGAGCCACAACCUGCUGCAGCACUUAGACUCCAAAUCACUGGAAGACUGUGGCAACUUGAAGAAACUGGACCUUAGUUACAACCACAUCCGAGGCCUGGACAUCAAGGCGUUGAGCAGCCUGUCUCGACUGAGCUUUCUCAACUUGGAGAGAAACAGUCUGAACGUUCUUAAAGAUGGCCAGUUGAACAGGCAGCAAACCUUGGAGGUCCUGCUGCUCAACUACAACAACAUCUCAAAGAUUGAGGCCGAAUCUCUGGCUCCCUUGCGAAGGCUGUCUCUGCUAGGCCUCAGGGGAAACCAGCUAGAGCACAUCAGGUUCAAGACCUUCCUGAAGCUCCAGACAACCAGCACCUACCUUCAGAUGUCCCUCAACCCCUGGAUCUGUGACUGUGAGCUGCAGCGCAUCUUUGGCAAGAUCAACCACGUGCGACAUCUGCACGUAGAGGACUACAAGGACAUCAUCUGUCAUGCUCCCGCUCAGCUAGCCGGAAGCCUCCUGGCUUCAAUGGACAGCCAGCUGUGUAUAGCUGAGACUGCCUCAGUGCUCGUCAUCACCAUCACCGUGAUGCUCGCUGUGAUUGGUGCUCUGGUAAAAGCGGAGCGCAACCGUAAGAACAAACAAGCAUCAAGUGAAGCAGAGUCCCAGGGACAAGAAAAGUGAUACUUUUUACUCAUUAACAGGAACUCCAGGACUAAUAUGUGACCUGAUUCUGGAUGUUGAGCAGCAGACAAGUACAAAUGAUCACAUUUCAUUCUGUUUCAAUGCUCUUUAAAACUUUUUAUACUUAUAAGUCAGGCACUGUAGGAAAAAGGAGACAAAUCAAAGUGGAAAUGGCUCAUGUAGUAGCAUAGUAAACAAUCCAAAUUUACCCAUAUGUUCUGGGUAACAUGAACAUUAUAAUUUUCAUCUUGUAUACUUGCCUAAAGAAAUGAGAAGCGAUCUGGUUGGUCUGGUUUCAUAUGAAUACUGUAUGAAGAAAUCUUUAUUUUAGCAAUGGUGGCCAAACCGAUUGCAAAAGUUAAUAGUAAACCAGAAAAAACAGACUGACCAGUCUGGCAGGUUGGGAGUGGUUCAGUGAGAUUAGUAAAAACAUAAAACCAACAUAUGACUUAAAUUUUUUAGACUUAAUGGAAAGAAUGAAAGCUCAAAGGUGCAUCUUCUUUAGCUAAGUAUAAAAACACAUGCAGGAAUUAUAGAUGUCAAACACUGAUUCAGGUGUUGAGCUACAUGUUGGUUCAGACACUGACACAAGCCACACAUUAAAUAUAAAACCUCAGAAAAGGCUUUAUGCAUAUUUAAUCACUCAUCCUGGUAAUUAUGCCUCCUAAACACACUGCAAAGUCUUGGACAUGAAGGAUCUGUUACAUUCAGCCCUUCUUCCUGUGCAACAUUGUUAACUGAAUGUUGAGCUGAAGUGGACACAUCAAAGAAAACAAACUGCAACUUUCAGUAAAAUUAAGUGACUUGAAAUAACUUGAAUAUUCACAUAACUAAACAGUUAUUUCACAUAAAUUGUGAGUGUUAUUUAUACAAAGAAAAGCAGUUAAAAAGUAUUACAGCUGUAGACAUAUAAAA